AUGUCUCAAGACGCAAGCUUGAGGAUGCAGACAUUGCUGUCAUGGGCGGACCGAGUGGUGGAAGAGUAUCUCUUGUUCAGAGGCUUCAUACAAGCUCAUAGGUCGUUCCUGCAAGAAACAAAGAACGACAGACUGCACGAAUUCCAAGUUGAGAAGAUAGUCGAGGAGCUUCUCCGCCUCUUGACGUCGUUCCAGUACCAGGCGAUGAUGGAUCUGUGGUUCUUCCUUCAAGAACGAUUCUUCACUCGCAUGAGCAGCAAGUUCUGGGCUGUUAUGAAACACCUCGAGUGCUCGCUGCAACGUUUCUACCUAGUCAACGCCUGCCAGUCGGAUCGGAUGGAUAAAGUCAAAGAGGUGCUCGAGACUGAAGCCGAAAGUUUUCGUUCGGUCAAGGAUUGGGAGAUAUGGUUUCAACUCCCUUACGUGAAGGAUCCGGCUUCGGAUGCUGCCUUCCAGGUCUAUUUCACCAAGGAAUGGGCAUCUCAGUUAGUUGUCAGUGUGCAUAACUUGUUGGCGACUGUUUUCCAUGAGGUGGCAGUCCCAGCAAUCCUUCAAUGCUACUUGAACUUGACCAAGAUAGACAAACUCGAGAAGCAAGUAAAAGAUCUGACCAGACAGAACCAGGCGCUUAAGGACGAGCUGGUCAGCAGCCGUUCGAACCCUUCUUCGACUCUGAACCCCUCGGAUAGCGUCGAACAAACUCCUCUCCCAACUGCAGCGCGUCUGGAGGAGCAGGAGAAGCUUGACUUGUUGGACCUGUCUACGGCCUUUGCCUCGAGCCUGAAAGAGAGUAUGGAGUCACAGGGUCGUCCGGACGAGCAGGACUAUAAGACGCUAGCGUCAAACGACCCCGAUGCUCAAGGUUCUGAUCGAGGUGCCGGUGACAGUAUGCGAUCGCUGUACGAUGUUGUAAAUGAGAGAGUGUUCCCGGGACACAGCAGCAGCGUCCUUUGUUGUAGAUUCUCUGGAGACGGUGGGAACUUUGCAUCGUCUUCGCAAGACCUGUCUGUCAGGAUACAGGUCCUUCCAAAUGCAAGAGCAGCACAGAUGGAGCGAUCAGCAACCAUUUUCCUGAGCUCCCCGGCGCUGACCUUAUCUUGGGAAAAACGUUACGACAGGCUGCUCCUUAUGGGCACAGCGAAAGGUGAACUGAAAGCAUGGGAUGCUGACACCAAGAACAUGGCUUUUGAGACCUCAGCAGACAAACAGAAUGCGCAGAUGAUCAACCUCAGCCCAAAUCCAGACGGUUCUUCCGUAGUUGCAGUUUGCUCCAACAAGCAGAGCACGUGGUCUCAACUACAAGUCUUUUCUCUGAGAGGCGGCAAGAAGACCCAGGUGCUCGAUGCCAAGGAAGGGUUCAACUACCGCGGCAUCGACCACAACCACAACGGAUCACUCCUUGCAGUCUCUGCGAACAAUCUCAUCCAGCUCAAGGAUCUGAGUACCAUCAUGGAGUGGAAAGCGCAUGAUGCAGCGAUUUCUUGUGUGAAGUUUGGGUACGAUGAAACGACCAUCAUCUCCGCUGGAGCAGAUGGAUACGUCAAAGAAUGGAGCGCACACUCUCCUGGCAAGGAGCUCUUCUCUCAACGGAUGAUCAGCGGGGAUGAAGAAGCAAUUAUGGACGUCGCUCUGAGCCCGAUUGGAAGACAUGUGAUUGCAUGCUCGGGAAAUUAUGUAGCUGCGCAUCUUAUCGAUCCACUGGACUCGAGGCUUCAGCAGGUUGGGGAGCAGCAAUCUACGAUCUCUUGCGUUGAUUGGAGUCAGGACCAAGGCAACGUCACAAUUCUGACAGGAUCCGUCGAGGGAUUGGUCAAGGUGGUCGGGCUCGCAGCCCUCUGA
Molecule: messenger RNA, 1839 nt
Organism: Guillardia theta CCMP2712
Lineage: Eukaryota; Cryptophyceae; Pyrenomonadales; Geminigeraceae
Exons: 12
Coding region: 1-1839 (612 amino acids)
Biological process (GO): early endosome to late endosome transport
Cellular component (GO): extrinsic component of endosome membrane; early endosome membrane; late endosome membrane
Molecular function (GO): protein binding; phosphatidylinositol 3-kinase regulator activity
Source: RefSeq, a predicted model, not a curated record